CUUAGCUCCCUCUGUUGGAUUGAGGUUGACCCUUCCCUUCCCCUUAUUCUCUAUUUCUCUCUCUCUCUCUUUACUUUACCUUUCUUCCUUAUUCAUCACAAUUUUUGUUUUUUUUAAUAUUUUUUUUAACCAUCCAUCCAUUAACACCAUACCUGUUCAUUUCACAUUUGCUUUCCCUUUACUGUUUCUCUCUCUCUCUCUUUCUCUGGUUUCCUUCAUUGCAAACCAAGCUUCCUUUCCAGCUUGUUCUGGUCCUGCCCUCAGACACAAUGCUACCCACCAACCAUUUUACCACAUUUACUCUUUCUCUUCUCUAAAAUUAGUAAAAUUCUCCCAUUUUCUCUCUCUCCCUCUGCGUUUUUCCCAUCAAAAUAAGAUUUUUGUGUGGCAUUCCCUUCCAUUUUCUUUUUCUGUGAUUAUUUUUUCUUCCUUUUUCUAUUUUUGUUCAAGUGUGGCCCACUUGUUACCUACUGGUGUGCCACUACAUCUUUUGCAGCAUCUGGAUUUUGCUGUAGGGUAUGUGUGUUGCUGAGCCUCAGGUAUUCUUGUACCUAGCUUUGCACAUUGAGUCUCUUGUCGGUUCAAAAUGAGAUGUGAAACUUGUUGCUUCUUUGGGUAGAAGAUCCAGGAGUCUAGCUUCCUUGGAUCACCACAAAGAACUGAAAUGUUGGCUGUAAAUUAGAAUGCUCAGAUGUGUGUUUCAAAGAAUUGAGUAAAAGGAGUACUUAACUGAAUUCGUGUACUCGGGUGGGAAUGUCCUGGUUCUACCAGCUGAAGAACUUGCGGUAACGAUAUUGAUUGGCUUGGUGCAAACAAUUAUGUCAUCCAACAGUUCUUUGAAUGUUGAAUUGUCAAAGAAGACGUCUUUUUUGGGUUUGAAACGAUGGGUUUUGCUAGGGAUAGGUGUUGGUGCAUUUAUAGUGCUGAUUCUUUGUAUAUUAUCCGUAUGGGUGAUGUUUCGGAGAAAGUCUAGGAGAUCUCUGGAGAAGCAUUCUAUAUCCCAAAUACCGAAUGUCUCAAAAGAUAUUGAUGUUGACAAAGUUGGAGUGCAGAGUUCUCAUGUUCAACCAGAAAAUGUGCUUAUUCCUGUUCAUGACAAGGCAAGUGAUUACAAUUCAGAUAACAUGUCGCUUCAUUUGGGAAAGAGAAAAUCCGGUGAUCCUGAUAAUAUCAGUCAGUGCAGCUCAAUUUAUCAUCAUGAGAGAGGACUUAGUUCAUUGUCGGCGGAAGAAGGAAGUUCUGGGAAUGCUAAGAAGCAAUCUAUAUCAUCUCAUGGAGCGCUGGCAACUGCCUCUCCUUUAGUUGGCUUGCCAGAGUUUUCUCAUCUUGGGUGGGGCCACUGGUUUACACUUAGGGAUCUGGAAAUGGCAACCAAUCGUUUCUCAACUGAGAACAUUAUUGGUGAGGGUGGAUAUGGGAUUGUGUACAAGGGCAGACUGGUUAAUGAAACUGAGGUUGCAGUGAAGAAGCUUCUUAACAACUUGGGACAAGCUGAGAAAGAAUUCAGGGUUGAAGUCGAGGCUAUAGGACAUGUUAGACAUAAGCAUCUUGUGCGCCUUCUUGGAUAUUGUGUAGAAGGAGUUCACAGGUAAACUUUUUCUUUGUUUUUCAACAAAAGUAUCCACUCCAUGUUAUAUGCACACUCUC
This is a messenger RNA of Cajanus cajan (pigeon pea), 1647 nucleotides long. Lineage: Eukaryota; Viridiplantae; Streptophyta; Magnoliopsida; Fabales; Fabaceae. The record is from RefSeq and is a predicted model, not a curated record.